Messenger RNA from Lynx canadensis (Canada lynx), 817 nucleotides. It is a transcript of the gene CIMAP1B, whose product is annotated as outer dense fiber of sperm tails 3B. The coding region runs from base 1 to 765 and encodes 254 amino acids. The transcript is spliced from 6 exons. Lineage: Eukaryota; Metazoa; Chordata; Mammalia; Carnivora; Felidae. Gene Ontology annotation, cellular component: cytoskeleton. The record is from RefSeq and is a predicted model, not a curated record.
AUGGGCUCGGACGUCUGGGUCGGCCCUUGGCGGCCGCACCGGCCCCGCGGCCCCAUCGCAGCGCUCUACAGAGGCCCGGGGCCCAAGUACAUGCUGCCACCGAACACCGGCUACAUCCUGCACGACCCGUCGCGGCCCCGCGCCCCGGCGUUCUCCUUCGGCGCGCGCCUCCCCACGCAGCAGACUUCGUGCGGCCCCGGGCCCGGCCACCUGAUUCCAGCUCGUAUGACCGUGCGCGGCCCCGACGGCACCCCCGCCUACUCCAUCCACGGCCGUCCGCGCCACGCAGCGCCCUUCCUCACUCCGGGACCCGGCAGGUACUUCCCAGAACGAGCUGGGAACGCGACGUACCCCAGUGCGCCUCGGCACACCAUCGCCCCCCGAAACUGGGGCAUCCACGCGGGGCCGCAGACCCCAGGCCCCGGGGCCUACACUGUGCCCUCGCUCUUGGGUCCGCGUGUCAUCGGUAAAGUCUCGGCCCCAACUUACUCCAUCUGUGGCCGCAGCGCAGUGGGCAGCUGCUUCGAGGACCUCAGCAAGACCCCGGGUCCCUGCGCCUACCACGUGGUGAACACUGGGAUCUACAAGCCUCGGGCCCCCCAGUUCUCGAUGCUGGCGCGGAAUUCACUCCCCCAGGACAACACCCUGAAUCCGGGACCCGCAGCCUACAACGUGGACCAAGGGCAUCGCAAGCCCGGCGGCUGGAGCUUCGGGAUCCGGCACUCGGACCACCUGGCCCGGGUCCUGACCUACGCGGAUGACUGACCCGCUGGGCGGGCGUGGCCCCACAAACGUUUGCUUAAAGCCUCCCGAGCCA